CGUCUACCUCAGCUCAGGUCCAGCGGAAAAGAGAGGUCGAAACAACCAUCUAGAAGAAGGCAGCAGAGAAGCAGAGAAGCAGAGAGCCAGAGAGCCAGAGAGCCAGAGCCAAUAUGGCGAUAGAAGCCAUGCCGAACCCAAGCACGCUCAGACAGGCAUUCGAGCACGAGAUCUACUCCUCCGACGGCACACCUCUGUCAUUCGGCUCCCUCUUCAACACGGGUCACCAAGGUGACGAGCGUCAACCCUCUACUAGUAUUCUGGUCAUCUUCAUCCGUCACUUCUUCUGCGGCAACUGCCAGGAAUACAUCCGUCGCCUGUCGUCUCCAGACUCCCCCUUUCAUCCAUCGCGUCAGCAGCACGCGUACCUCAACUUCUCAAAACCAACCACAACUCCACCUCCGUCCGUGGUCAUCAUCGGUCCGGGCUCACCCAGCCUGCUGGCUUCAUAUUCAAGUCGAACACAAUGUGCUUUUCCCGUCUACGCGGACCCGAGCACGCAAUUAUACGACAUCCUCGGCAUGCAUCGGACAUUGUCCAUGGGCGCCAAGAGUCCCGAGUACAUCCAGCACUCGCUCUUCAGCGGCGCGGUGAAAUCGGCGUGGCAGAUCGUCAAGCGCGUGGGCAACGGCGACGCCAUGGACGGGGGAGAUUGGCAGGUCAAUGGUGGUGAAUUCCUGUUUGUCUGGACGGACCCAUUAUCGACCACUCAGCUUGUGCAUGCUCAUGCUCGCCACAGAUCGCGAUCGCGUUCACGAUCGAAAUCCAACAGUCCUCCUGCUCCUGCGACACGAUCGCAGCCAUCAGCAAGUGAACGGGUUCCCUCCUCUGCCACGGGACUUAUUGCGGCCACUAGUCGUUCAAGCGUGGCUGGAUCAUGUUCAAGCACCAUCAACAGCACUGGCAAGUGGGAGACACGAUGGUGCCACCGCAUGCUGAAUUCCCGCGACCACACUGAACUCGCCGACUUGGAAUACCACGCCUCCGCCUCCGUUUUUGCGUCCCUCCCAUCGUCGUCGCGCCCGGGCUCCCGCGCAAACUCUCCUUCGCCACUACGCUCGAUCCUGGUCAAUGGCAACACCAACACCAACACCAACACCGACACGAAGCCCCAUCAACCUCGUCACAGCACCAAACACCAUUCGAAAACGCGCUCACUCACUCGGAGCUACUCAUCCGACUGUCUGGGCUCAUGUCCAGGCCCGGACGUACCCAAGUCGCACGAGGAGGCACUCCUGAAUCAGGCGCUGUAUUCUGCACGUGCACAUGCACGGCCGAGUUCGAAAACAAGCCAGCGCACCACCGUCGUCAAUCGGCCGAGGAGCUCGAGUCGAACCCAGCAUCAUCCUCAAAGGUCGAAAAGUGUGGCGUCAACGACAAGACCUGAGUCCAAGGCCACGCAGUAUACUCUUGCCGAAGGAGAAGAAGAACAAGAAGAGGAGGAGGAGCGCGACGGGGUACAGCCUCGGAAAAGUUUCACAACGACCCUGGCGUCGAGGGUGGGCAUGGUCAUCAGGUCGAAGUCGUUGUCGUCGGCCAAGUCACACUCACACCAUUAUCCUCGUGGACCGCGAACUGCACUACUGGGCGAGGAUGAUAUUGUCGCGGCGGAUGGCGAGCCCGAGCCCGAGCCAGCGGAGGACCUACUAGUAGUCGAAAGCAGUGGCAGUGGUACGAAACGUUCGAUUUCGAGCCUCAUACGAUCCGCGUCGAAGAAGGACAAGAACAAGAACAAGACGAAAGCCGUGCGUCGUCCGCAAACCGCCACGCCUACGCCCGUACCUGGACCUGGACCCGUCCCCGUUCCCACUUCCGCCUCGAGCCAACACGAACGAUCGGACUCAGCGGUAUCUGUAUCUUUGUCAAAGACAUCACCCGCCGAUGAAAAUGGAGUACCCGCGCCCAUGCCCGAGUCCACAAAGGAAACAAAAAGAGCGAACCCAAUAUCCUCCCUCCGACCAUCGCUUUCCCUUUCGCGAAAACCCAAACCCAAAGCCAACAAGACAACUACAACGACGACGAGGACGACGACAAAACUCAGGACCAAGACCAAGACCAGGCAAAGGAACACGAUCGAAAUGGAUGAUAACGGAAUCAUGCUCGUCGAUGGCGUCGAGUUCGUCAAUGUCAUCAGUCUGAAGGCCAGGGUUGAUAGGGUUGACAGUGGCUUUUCCGAGACGACGACGGCGUCGGGCGUGCAUGUUGAUGCUCAUGCUGAUGCUGAUGCUGGCCAACGAGGCACACCACCCAUAUCCCUACCCAUACCAAUGCCGAUAUCCUUGCCAACGGCAGCUGUGCAGGGGUGAAACAAAAGAGAUAAAAAGCCGAUCUCCUAAAUUCAAGGGUGAGAGCAGCUUAGGAGAGUGGUAUCAUGUCAUAUCAUGCCAUUCCAGUACUAGUAAGACUCUGAUACUCGC
Messenger RNA from Exophiala xenobiotica, 2417 nucleotides. RefSeq lists its product as uncharacterized. Lineage: Eukaryota; Fungi; Ascomycota; Eurotiomycetes; Chaetothyriales; Herpotrichiellaceae. The record is from RefSeq and is a predicted model, not a curated record. The transcript has a single exon. Bases 114 to 2306 code for a protein of 730 amino acids.